Molecule: messenger RNA, 1083 nt
Organism: Parnassius apollo (apollo)
Lineage: Eukaryota; Metazoa; Arthropoda; Insecta; Lepidoptera; Papilionidae
Source: the annotation of a GenBank genome assembly
AUGAAAACGGUUGGGGGACAAAAACAACUAACAGAAAUCGAAGAAGAAAAUCUUGUAAAUGUUCUGGUAGCUGUCAGUGACUAUGGUUCUCCAAUGACCAAGUUAGACCUGAAAAUGCUUGUUUUUAAUUAUUUAGAAAAAAAUUCAGGCAGUCAUAUUUUUAAUGGAAAAAUGCCCGGAAACACUUGGGUAGAAAAAUUUUUAAAUAGACAUUCAUCAAAAUUAUCAGUUCGAACUACACAAAAUAUAAAAAAGAUCCGGGCCGAGAAAGAUCUGCUAGAAAUGCAAAAUUUCUUCGAUAAUUUACAAGCGACGCUGAAGGAUAUUCCACCUAGUAACAUCCUUAACUAUGAUGAGACUAAUUUGUCUGAUAACCUGAGUAAUUUAAAAUGCAUUUUUAGAAGGGGCAUAAAAUAUCCCGAAAGAAUUUUAAACAGUUCUAAGAGUUGUGUUUCGAUUAUGUUUACGGUGUCUGCAGCUGGUGACUGUCUUCCAACAUAUGUAGUAUAUAAAGCUACAAAUAUAUAUUCCGAAUGGGUUGACGGAGGUCCUGGGGGAACUCGUUAUAAUUGCACGAAAUCGGGUUGGUUUGACUCUGCCUGUUUUGAGGAUUAUUUUAGAACAAUUAUACUAAAGUGGGCAAAGAAUCUAUCAGGACCAAAAGUCAUAAUAGGUGAUAAUUUGUCUAGUCACCUAAAUAUCGAAGUUGUGGAGCUAUGCCAAAAAUAUGAUAUUAGGUUUGUGUUUCUUCCACCUAACUCCACACAUCUGACCCAACCUCUAGAUGUAGCGUUUUUUGCCCCUUUAAAAAGAGAAUGGUGGAAGGUACUCACAAAUUACAAAAUUCAAAAUCCGGAACAGUCAACUAUUAAUAAAAAGCACUUUCCUAAACUCUUGAACGAAUUAUUAAAAAAUAUUAAUCUCAGAGAAAGUAAUAAUAUUAAAAGUGGAUUUAGAGCCGCGGGAAUAUGGCCAGUUAAUGCCCGAAAUGUUUUGAAACGAAUACCUGAGUAUUUUGACGAAGAAGUGUACAGAAUAGAUUCCGCUUUAUUAGAUUACCUACAAAAAAGAAAGGUGUUCUAA